AAUAACCCCAAAAAGCCCCAAGUCCAGAAAAGACAUUUCGUUUCGCUUUACGAUUUUACCCCUCCUCCCCCAACCAAACCCCAACACUGAACAGCCCACACCAAAAAGAGGGCAAAAAUAAAAAAAUGGCGCACAAGCUUCCCGUACAUCCAGGCACACCGGAUCGGAGCCCGAUGUUCUCAUCUUCUACAUUCCGCCAUAAUUGAGCAUCCAUCACGGAUCGACACCCCCUCCACCCCUCCCCCAUUACUAUAGUCUAUACAUGUAUAUAUAUAUAAAAAAUAAAUAAAAUUACAUAUAUAUAAAUAUAUAUUUUUUUAAUAAUUUUUCUCUCUCCGAAGAUCAAACACUUUCCACAUCUCUCUGACCAUCUCCCUAACAUUCUUCCUCGAAAUUGAAUGCGUGAUCCUUCAGCUACUGUAAUUGUUUUUUUUUUUCCCCCCAAUUGAUGAAAUACAUUGUGUUUGAUUUAAUUGAUGGACCGAUGAAGGCAUGCACGGCCACUGCGUUCGGGUUGUAGACCGGAGAUUUGGGGAAGAUCGGUGCGCGAAUUUGAUUGAGAGAUGGGUGCUUCGCCGGCGAAGUUUUUGUUCGGCUUUCUCUUUUGCUCCAUUGUACUAUGGAUUAUAUUCAUGUUUGCUUCCAGGUUGCUGGCUUGGAUCCUCAGUCGAUUUAUGGGAGCAUCUGUUGGAUUCCGUGUUGGUGGAUGGAAAUGCUUGAGAGACAUUGUUCUGAAGUUCAAUAAGGGUGCUAUCGAAUCCAUAUCUAUUGGUGAAAUCAGAUUAAGUUUACGGCAGUCCUUGGUUAAGCUUGGGGUUGGCUUUAUCUCUAGGGAUCCAAAACUGCAGGUGUUAAUAUGUGACUUGGAAGUUGUAAUCAGGUCUUCAACGAAAAGCACUCAGAAAACCAGAUCAAAAAAAUCUCGCAGCUCAGGUAGAGGAAAGUGGAUGGUUUUGGCUAACAUGGCAAGGUUUUUGUCAAUUUCUCUUACUGAGUUGGUGCUAAAGACACCAAAGGCUACUUUGGAUAUUAAAGAACUGAGGGUAGAUAUAUCUAAAGAUGGGGGAUCUGAGGCAGGCUUGUUCGUAAAGCUGCAGCUUUUUCCUAUUAAUGUCCACCUAGGUGAAUCACGAGUGAUAUCUGAUCACUCUGUAACCUCUGGUGGUACUUUCUCUGACAACCAGUUGGUUGAUGGGGUUUCUGCUCCUUUCAGCUGUGAAGAAUUCUCUCUUUUGUGUGAGUUUGGUCAUAAUAGGGAAGCAGGUGUAGUUGUUAGAAAUUUGGAUAUUACAAGUGGGGAAGUCAGCAUAAACAUAAAUGAGGAUUUUCUGCUCAAGGAAAAGGGUUUGUCCAACACCUCUCCUCACCCUGCCUCAGGAGCUGUACCAUCAGACAAGGACUCGGAGUCGGCUAAAAAACUGCAGGGCAAACAAGCAUUGUCGUCUGCUUUAUCCAAGUACACUUCCAUGUUUCCUGAAAAGGUUGCCUUCACUCUGCCUAAACUUGAUGUAAAGGUCAUACAUCGAGGUUAUGGACUUCUGGUUGAGAAUAACAUUAUGGGAAUCCAACUGAAAUGCAUGAAAUCUCAAUCUGUUGAAGAUGUGGGUGAAAGUGUAAGGCUUGAUGUUCAGAUGGAAUUUAGAGAGAUUCAUUUACUCAGAGAAAUUGGCAUCUCUAUUGUGGAAAUACUGAAGUUGGAUAUUGUUUCCUCUUUUUACAUACCAUUACAGCCUAACUCCCCUAUCAGAUCUGAAAUUGAUGUUAAGCUUGGAGGCACACAAUGCAACUUAAAUUUGAGCAGGUUAGAGCCAUGGAUGCAAAUUCGUCCUCCGCAGAAGCCAAAAAAGGAUUUAUCAGGAGAAAGUUCUUCUAGAGAAAUAUCACAAUCAUCUGAACAGAAAGCAAUUAUGUGGACAUGCACUGUUUCGGCCCCAGAGAUGACUGUUGUGCUUUACAGUUUGACUGGAAAUCCACUUUACCAUGGUUGCUCGCAAUCAUCACACUUAUUUGCUAACAACAUAUCCAGCACAGGUGCAACAGUACAUAUGGAACUUGGUGAACUAAAUUUGCACUUGUCUGAUGAAUAUGAAGAAUGCUUGAAAGAGAGCUUGUUUGGCGUGGAAACAAAUACAGGUUCACUAAUGCACAUUGCUAAGUUCAGCUUGGACUUGGGCAAGAAAGAUACGGAUGUCCCUAAUGAUAGCUUGAAUAAGAUGGUUCUUGGUGUAGAUGUUACGGGCGUAGGUGUGAACUUGACCUUCAGGCGUAUUGAAUCACUGAUAUCAACUGCGUUAUCCCUCAAGGCCUUUGGUAAAAAAAUAUCUGGAUUAAGUAAGAAACCAGCACAAAACAGAGGAAUGAGGUCAUCCAGGUCAUCUGGAAAAGGUAUUCAGCUUUUGAGACUUAAUCUUGGAAGGUGCUCUGUUAAUAUCUCUGGAGAGAUGGGUUUGGAGGAGAUGGUUGUUCCAGACCCCAAACGUGUUAAUUAUGGAUCCCAAGGUGGUAGAAUUUUAAUUAGUAACUCUGUGGAUGGGACUCCGCGCACUGCACACGUAACGUCUACAAUUUCAAAAGAACGCAAACAAAUGAAAUAUUCUGUAUGUAUUGAUAUUUACCAUUUCAGUGUUUGCACGAACAAGGAGAAAAAAUCUGUGCAGAUGGAGCUUGAAAGAGCUAGAUCUACCUAUCAGGAAUUUCCUGAAGACAAUAGUCCUGGAGCAAAAGUUGCCUUGCUUGACAUGCAGAAUGCAAAGCUUGUUAGGAGAUCUGGUGGUCUAAAAGAGAUUGAGGUCUGCUCUCUCUUCAGUGCUACAGAUAUAUCUAUAAGGUGGGAGCCUGAUAUGCAUAUUGCACUAUUUGAAUUGGGGUCGCACUUGAAGUUACUAGUACAUAAUCACAAUUCUCAGAGACACGAUGAUGGGGAUAAAACUCAGGAUAUGAAAGAUAAUGAGCCGAAAAAGGAGACAUCUUCCGAAGCAAUGAAGUCCGAAAAAACAGUAAAGAAGAGAGAAUCCAUUUUUGCUGUUGAUGUGGAAAUGCUUAGUAUAUCUGCUGAGGUUGGUGAUGGGGUUGAAACCUUCAUCCAGGUUCAGUCCAUCUUUUCUGAGAAUGCCCAAAUCGGAGUUCUUCUUGAGGGACUUAUGGUCCAACUAAAUGAAGCUAGGGUUUUAAGAAGCAGCAGGAUGCAAAUAUCUCGAGUCCCUAAUGUUUCUGGAAGUCUGUCAGAUGCAAAAUCUCAGACCGUAACUAUCUGGGAUUGGGUAAUUCAAGCCCUUGAUGUGCAUAUAUGCAUGCCAUUUAGGUUAGAGUUGCGCGCAAUCGAUGACUCUGUGGAAGAAAUGCUGCGAGCUUUGAAGCUUGUGACUUCUGGUAAAACUAGAGGUAUAUUUCCUCAGAAGAAAGAGCAGUCAAAACCCAAAAAGGCUAGUUCAAUGAAAACUGGAUGCAUAAAGUUAAGCAUUCGUAAACUAACAGCUGAUAUUGAGGAAGAACCACUACAGGGUUGGCUCGAUGAGCAUUACAAGCUUUUGAAGAACGAGGCUCGUGAAUUAGCUGUUAGGUUAAGUUUUCUAGAUGAACUUAUUUCUAGGGGCACCAACUGUCCUGGUGUUAGUGAAUCAAAUGAUUCUCUAGAAAAAAAGACUCACUAUGAUGGGGAGGAGAUUGAUUUUCAAGAUGCUUCAGCCGUUCAGAAAUUGCAUGAAAAAAUAUACAAACAGUCAUUCAAGUCAUAUUAUCAGGCAUGCCAGGGCCUAGUUCCAUCACAAGGAUCAGGGGCCUGCAAAGCUGGCUUCCAAUCUGGUUUCAAGCCCAGCACAGCCAGAACUUCUCUCUUCUCUAUUUGUGCUACUGAGUUAGAGCUUAGCUUGAUAAAAAUUGAAGGUGGUGAUGCUGGGAUGAUUGAAGUUCUGCAGAAGCUCGAUCCAGUAUGCCGUGCCCAUAACAUUCCAUUUUCUAGACUGUAUGGAGCAAACAUCAUUUUGCAUGCAGGUUCUCUUGCUGCUCAGAUAAGAAACUAUACAUAUCCACUAUUUGCUGCAACUGGUGGUCGGUGUGAAGGCCGUCUUAUACUAGCUCAACAGGCAACUUGUUUUCAGCCUCAAAUUCACCAAGAUGUCUAUGUUGGAAGAUGGAGGAAGGUGCAACUCCUUCGCUCAGCCACUGGCACAACUCCACCAAUGAAAACAUAUUGUGAUCUGCCCAUACAUUUUCAGAAAGGAGAAGUUUCUUUUGGAAUUGGUUUUGAACCAUCUUUCACUGAUUUAAGCUACGCUUUUACUGUUGCUCUCCGUAGGGCUAAUUUAAGCACUAGGAAUCCAAAUCCAGUAGUUCAGCCCCCUAAAAAGGAAAAGAGCUUACCUUGGUGGGAUGAAAUGAGAAACUACGUUCAUGGGAACACCACUUUAUAUUUUUCAGAGACAAGAUGGAAUAUUCUUGCAACCACCGAUCCAUAUGAAAAUUUAGAUAAACUUAAUGUUGUUACGGGCUAUAUGGAAAUCCAGCAAGCAGAUGGUCGGGUUUAUGCUUCAGCUAAAGAUUUCAAGAUUUUACUGAGCAGUUUAGAGAGCUUACUGAAGAAUUCCACCUCAAAACAUUCAUCUGGAUUUUCUGCACCUUUCCUUGAAGCCCCGGUUUUCACUGUUGAAGUAACAAUGGAAUGGGAGUGUGAAUCUGGAAAUCCAUUGAAUCAUUAUUUAUUUGCACUUCCCAAUGAAGGCAUACCGCGUGAAAAGGUUUUUGAUCCCUUCAGAUCCACUUCUCUUUCCCUGAGAUGGAAUUUCUCCCUUAGACCUUCUCUUUCCUCAAAUAGUUAUGAGUCACAUUCCUCUGCAACUAAUGAUCAGGUUCUUAAUGGAGGUUCUUGUAGUCCAUCAAAAACAGAGAAUGCACUGAAUGAUUCACCGGUGGUAAAUAUUGGUCAUCAUGAUUUAGCAUGGCUAAUCAAAUUCUGGAACUUAAAUUACCUCCCUCCUCAUAAAUUGCGGACCUUUUCCAGGUGGCCCCGCUUUGGGGUCCCUAGGAUUCCCAGAUCAGGAAAUCUGUCACUAGAUAAAGUAAUGACAGAAUUCAUGUUCAGAAUUGAUGCAACGCCGACAUGUAUAAGGCACAUGCCAUUACACGAUGAUGACCCAGCAAAGGGACUGACAUUUAAGAUGACGAAAGUCAAAUACGAAAUGUAUUUUAGUCGGGGUAAGCAAAAGUAUACAUUUGAAUGCUUUCGGGAUCCUCUUGACCUUGUGUAUCAGGGUGUUGACCUUCACGUGCCUAAAGCUUACAUAGAUAAGGAAGAUUGUGCAACUAUUGGUAAAGUAGUCCAAAUGACAAGGAAAAAGUCCCACUCUGCAUCAAUGGAAAGGGUCAUGAGUGAUAAAAAUAGCUCUUCUGCAAACAGCACGGAAAGGCCUAAGGAUGAUGGGUUUUUGUUAUCAUCUGAUUAUUUUACGAUCCGUAGGCAAGCCCCAAAAGCUGACCCUUCUAGGUUAUUGGCGUGGCAAGAAGCUGGUAGAAGAAAUGUUGAGAUGACUUAUGUCAGAUCUGAGUUUGAAAAUGGGAGUGAAAGCGAUGACCAUACAAGAUCUGACCCCAGUGAUGAUGAUGGGUAUAACGUAGUUAUUGCUGAUAAUUGUCAGCGGAUUUUUGUUUAUGGUCUGAAGCUUCUCUGGACUCUUGAAAAUAGAGAUGCAGUUUGGUCUUGGGUAGGUGGGUUAUCUAAGGCAUUCGAACCUCCAAAGCCUUCUCCUUCUCGUCAAUAUGCCCAAAGAAAAUCAAUUGAGGAGAACAACACCCUUGAUGAACCUGACAUGCAGAAAAAGGAGGACCAAAAGUCUCCUGCUGCCGUUGAUGUUGCAAGUUCGUCGACCCAGAACGUGGAUACUUCAAGAUCUCUCUCUUCUCCAUCAAAUUCAAAUACAGUUGAAAAUCCCUUCUCUAGUGCCAUUGCAAAGCACAACAACGUUGAUGAAUCUGAGGAGGAAGGCACUCGCCAUUUCAUGGUGAACGUCAUUGAGCCACAAUUCAAUCUUCACUCAGAAGAAUCUAAUGGUAGAUUCUUGCUUGCUGCUGUGAGUGGUCGUGUUUUAGCCCGAUCCUUUCAUUCGGUUCUUCAUGUUGGCUAUGAGAUAAUCGAACAAGCACUUAGUGAAGGAAAGAUCCAAACACCUGAAUCUCAGCCUGAAAUGACAUGGAACCGCAUGGAGUUCUCUGUGAUGUUGGAGCACGUGCAGGCUCAUGUAGCUCCAACUGACGUCGAUCCAGGAGCUGGACUGCAGUGGCUCCCUAAAAUUCGUCGUAGCUCACCAAAAGUAAAGCGUACAGGUGCUUUACUGGAAAGGGUCUUUAUGCCAUGUGACAUGUACUUCCGAUACACCAGACACAAAGGAGGAACUUCUGAUUUGAAGGUGAAGCCCUUGAAAGAGCUCACAUUCAAUUCUCAUAAUAUAACAGCUACAAUGACAUCCAGACAAUUCCAAGUUAUGCUCGACGUGUUAACCAAUCUUCUCUUUGCUCGACUUCCAAAACCGCGGAAAAGUAGUCUAUCAUAUUCUGCGGAAGAUGACGAAGACAUUGAGGAGGAGGCAGAUGAAGUGGUUCCUGAUGGUGUUGAAGAGGUAGAACUGGCAAAAGUUAACCUUGAAGAGAAAGAGAGAGUGCAGAAGUUGAUCCUCGAUGAUAUAAGGAAAUUGUCUUCCCGGGGUGAUAUUUCUGGAGACCCAAAUUCAGAAAUGGAAAUGGAUUUAUGGAUGAUAACUAGUGGAAGGUCCACACUGGUGCAAAGAUUGAAAAAAGAGCUCAUAAGUGCGCAGAAGUCUAGAAAGGCUGCAUCAGCUUCUCUAAGGACAGCCCUGCAAAAAGCUGCACAGUUGAGGAUAAUGGAAAAAGAGAAAAAUAAAAGUCCUUCUUAUGCUAUGCGUAUUUCUUUGCAAAUCAAUAAGGUUGUCUGGGGCAUGCUUCUUGAUGGAAAGUCUUUUGCUGAAGCUGAGAUAAAUGACAUGAUUUAUGAUUUUGACAGAGACUAUAAGGAUGUUGGUGUUGCUAAGUUCACUACAAAGUAUUUUGUUGUGAGAAAUUGUCUUCCCAAUGCCAAGUCUGACAUGCUACUGUGUGCAUGGAGUCCUCCUGCUGAAUGGGGAAAAAAAGUGAUGCUCCGUGUAGAUGCAAAACAAGGAUCUGCAAAGGAUGGAAACACUCCUCUUGAAUUAUUCCAGGUGGAGAUUUACCCUUUGAAGAUACAUUUGACUGAGUCCAUGUACAAAUUGAUGUGGCAAUAUUUCUUUCCUGAAGAAGAACAAGACUCACAAAGGCGGCAGGAAGUAUGGAAGGUUUCAACCACAGCAGGUUCACGGCGUGUCAAGAAAGGCUCAACAGUUCAUGGUGCAUCUCCGUCCACCAGUCAAUCAGCAAAAGAUGCUGAAACAUCCAAAUCAAACACCUCCACCAUUGGAGCUUCAACUUCAAGUGCGACUAACCAAUCUAGUAGUCAUGCUGAUUCUCCCCAAGCAUCAAAGUUGCAAAAUCUAAAAGCAAAUAUUGUUUGUGGGUCAAAUCCAGAGCUAAGAAGAACAUCUUCCUUCGAUAGAACAUGGGAAGAAAAUCUGGCAGAAUCUGUGGCUAAUGAACUUGUAAUGCAAGUGCAAUCUUCACCUUUAUCUUUAUCAAAAAGUGGCAACAUUACUUCUCUUGAACAGCAAGAUGAAAACACUAGAAACAAAUCAAAAGAUACCAAAAUAGCAAAACCUGGCCGGUCUUCUCAUGAGGAGAAAAAGGCAGGAAAAGUGCCAGAUGAGAAAAGGUCCCAACCACGAAAGCUGAGGGAGUUCAACAAUAUCAAGAUUAGUCAGGUUGAGCUUCUAGUUACCUAUGAAGGAUCUAGAUUUGCAGUGAGCGACUUAAGGUUGUUAAUGGACACAUUCCACCGUGAUGAGUUCACUGGGACUUGGAGGAGGUUAUUCUCACGUGUAAAGAAGCAUAUAAUAUGGGGAGUUCUAAAAUCGGUCACGGGGAUGCAGGUGAAGAAGUUUAAAGAUAAAGCACAACCCACUCCUCUUCCUGUUCCGGAGAGUAGUCUCAAUCUCAGUGAUAGUGAUGGAGGUUCGGCUGAAAAAGGUGAUCAGAACCCAAUGUCCUGGCCCAAGCGCCCUAGUGAUGGUGCAGGAGAUGGUUUUGUUACCUCCAUAAAGGGUCUUUUCAAUUCCCAACGCCGUAAGGCAAAGGCUUUUGUUCUCCGCACAAUGAGGGGUGACGCGGAGAGUGAGCUUCUUCAAGGUGAAUGGAGCGAAAGUGAUGCAGAGUUCUCACCGUUUGCCAGACAGCUAACUAUAACAAAAAGGCUAAUUAGACGCCACACUAAAAAGCUGCGUUCUAGAAAAGGUUUAUCAUUUCAGCAAAAAGACUCGCUGCCUGCAUCUCCGAGGGAGAGCACACCCUACGAAAGUGAUUCUUCAAGCGGAUCUUCACCUUAUGAGGAUUUUCAUGAGUAGAGUCUCGAGAUUUUUACAGCCAAUUGUAAAAAUCAUGACCGAGUCUGCAGCAAAAGAUUUCCGUAGAUUUUUGUAGAGCCAUCUGCAGAGAAAUUGAGCUGAAGCUCUGUUUCGAAGGCAAUGGAUAUAUCGUACUGUUUAAAUAUAGCCUUAUAAUUUAUUUGUGAGAGUUUGUAUUAAUGCUGCUCUCAUUUCCCUGAAAAAGGAGUUGCAUGUUUUGCUUUUGGCCAACGUAUUCUCCAUUCAUUGUGUUUUCUUCGUAGAAGGGAACUUGCUGAUUCCAAAGGUUCUAUAAUAUUUUGUAGCAGAGUAAGAGGUUGAGAUGGGACUCGUAAGAUUACACGAAUACGUCAUAUUUGUUUAUACAUGCAUAUAUACACUUCCAUUUUGUAUUUCAGAUCGAGUGGAAGCAAACCAUGAAAAUGCACAUAUAUAGAGCGAUAGAAGAGUUUUCACUUUUCAGUAUUAUUUA
Messenger RNA from Erythranthe guttata (spotted monkey flower), 8949 nucleotides. It is a transcript of the gene SAB, whose product is annotated as HYPERSENSITIVE TO PI STARVATION 4. The record is from RefSeq and is a predicted model, not a curated record. Lineage: Eukaryota; Viridiplantae; Streptophyta; Magnoliopsida; Lamiales; Phrymaceae.